AUGGCUGAGCUCAAGGAAUGGGGGAGGCCUGUGGAGAGGAAAGGGAGGUUAACUGCUGUCCUGGCACUUGCAACGCUCGUAUCUGCCUUCGGGUCAUCUUUCCAGUAUGGUUAUAACGUAGCUGUGAUCAACUCCCCAGCACCGUACAUGCAGCAGUUUUACAACAGCACCUAUGUGGAGCGUUACAACGCGCCCAUGGAGGACAACUUCCUGACCUUGCUGUGGUCACUGUCUGUCUCUAUGUACCCGCUUGGAGGAUUCUUUGGCUCUUUGAUGGUGGCACCCCUGGUUAACAAGCUUGGGAGGAAGGGCACCCUCCUCUUCAACAACAUCUUCUCCAUCGUCCCUGCUGUGAUGAUGGGGGUCAGUGAGAUCGCUAAAUCCUUCGAGAUCAUCAUUGUUGCCAGGUUUAUAGUUGGCAUAUGUGCAGGUCUCUCCUCCAAUGUGGUGCCAAUGUAUCUGGGUGAACUCGCUCCCAAAAACCUGAGGGGGGCCCUUGGCAUCGUGCCACAGCUCUUCAUCACUAUUGGCAUCCUCUGUGCACAAGUGCUGGGCAUCAGAAAUAUACUGGGCAACAGCACAGGCUGGCCCCUCAUGCUUGGCUUGACUGGCAUUCCAGCUGCGAUGGAACUUCUGCUGCUGCCCUUUUUCCCGGAGAGCCCCCGGUACAUGCUCAUCCAGAAGGGACAAGAGAAGAACGCCAAGAAAGCUCUGCAGCGUCUCCGCGGCUGGGACGACGUGGAUGCAGAGAUGACAGAGAUGCGUCUGGAGGACCAGUCAGAGCGGGCCGAGGGCCACCUGACCGUGCUCUCCCUGCUGUCCCAGCGCUCUCUCCGCUGGCAGCUGAUCUCCAUCAUCAUCCUGAACAUGGGCCAGCAGCUGUCGGGGGUCAACGCGAUUUACUACUAUGCAGACAGCAUCUAUGCAACAGCAGGAGUCAGAGAGAAUGACAUCCAGUAUGUGACAGUGGGAACGGGAGCAGUGAACGUCUUCAUGACCAUAGCUGCAGUCUUCAUCGUGGAGUAUUCAGGCCGAAAACCUCUUCUCCUUUUGGGAUUCGGCAUCUGCUGCGGAGCCUGUGUGCUGCUAACUGUGGCCCUCGUUUUUCAGGAGAGUGUGACGUGGAUGCCCUACAUCAGCAUCUCGUGUGUCAUCAUCUAUGUCAUAGGACACGCCAUAGGACCCAGCCCCAUUGCGAACGUGGUGACCACUGAGAUGUUCAGGCAGUCGGCCAGGCCUGCGGCCUUCAUGGUUGGAGGCUCCGUCCACUGGCUCUCCAACUUCACUGUUGGCCUUGUAUUCCCCUUCAUGGAGGGAAACCUCGGCCCCUACAGCUUCAUCAUUUUUGCCAUCAUCUGUCUGGUCACGCUGGUCUACGUCUGGCUGGUGGUGCCAGAGACCAAGAACAAGACUUUCCUGGAAGUCUCCCAGAUGUUCGCUACAAGGAACAAAACAGAGAUCAAACUGGGGGAUGGUGAUCAUCCCCUGAAAGACAACAAAGAAAGCCCAGAGGAUACAGAGAAGGUCACGGCCUUUUGA
This is a messenger RNA of Menidia menidia (Atlantic silverside), 1539 nucleotides long. NCBI's taxonomy places the organism in Eukaryota, Metazoa, Chordata, Actinopteri, Atheriniformes, Atherinopsidae. The record is from the annotation of a GenBank genome assembly.